UGUCUGCCAUUGCGCAUGCGCCAGUCUUCAAAAGAGUUUGUAGCGAUAGAGCCUAUCAUACGUCUGUGGAUAGAUUGUCAGGGUAUCAGUUGCGCCGAAUCGUCGACAAGGACAUCGCAGCUUUGCUGAAAUGACAUCUCCGGGUACGACGCGACUUCUGAACGCUGGAAAUGAGGGUACCCUGGCUUUGGCACUAGCACUCGGACAUGAACUGGGCAUUUGGGAUCUCCUCGGUUCGUCAACUCAUCCCAUGACCUCAGCUGAAAUAGCCGAAAAGGGAAAACUUAAGGAAAGAUACGUGCGCGAAUGGCUUGGCUGCAUGGUUGCAGGGGAGGUGAUCCAAGUCACGCGGGAUAACCCCCUGCGCUACUCCAUCCGGGAGGAUCAUAAGCCAGUGCUCAGCGACAUCAGCAUCGGUUCCCGCCUUUUUGCGUCAUAUGCCGUUAGAUAUGACGCCGUCAAGGAUUGCUUUCGUCAGGAUGGUCCGAGCGGAGUGAGUCACACUCAGUUUCCUGGCGUCUUCAACGUGUUUCAUGCCAUGCGCACGAGUACCUCCACCUCAACUGUGAAUGAGAUGGUCGCUGUGCAGGACGGACUGUCGAAAUUACUUGACCAAGGAAUCGAAGUGGCUGAAUUCGGGUGUGGCACGGUGCUGAUUCUUGAACUGGCUGGCCGCUACCCAAACAGCCGUUUCCAUGGCAGCGAUAUAUCCCCGCAUGGUCUGGCUAUCGCCCGAGAAAAACUUGCUGAGAGUGGACUAAGUAAUGUCACGUUGUCCCUCGCUGAUCUUCACAGCCUCCUGGGCGAUAUGCACGGCAAGUUCGACUGGGCCUUCACUUUUGAUGUAAUUCACGAUUUGCCGCAUCCUCUGAAGGCGCUGAAUGAAAUCCACAAGGCGCUCAAAGACGGAGGCUGGUUCGUGAUGGGAGACGUCCACAGCCCCGGGGACAGGUGCGCCGUCGCGGGGGAUGAUGGGUCCAUGGUGUUGUACGGGAUCAGCACGUUCCUAUGUCUGCCAGCGAGUGCUGCUCCAGAUGGCGCUUUGGGGCCAGGGGCGGCGUGGAGCGUCCAGGAAGCCCAGGAGCUAAUUGCUCAGUCGAACCUGACUUUACAGGAAACGGUUAGCAACCAACCCUACUUUGCCUUUCAUGUGUGCCGAAAAGUUGUCUCGGACUAGUCUUGCGGAAACCACGAGGCGAAAAUUCGCAACUAUUUGGUUUGACUUACAACAUCCAGCAAAAGCAUCUUAUAUGAUUUUUGGAGCUGCUGGUCGAGGAGAAGUGAGGAGUAUGAAACCUUGUUCAGUCUCAAUAAUCAGUUCACGCAAAAUGUCAAAGGGAUCUUUCUUAAAAGUGAUCUAAAAUCGUUGGCGUUUACUGAUUCGUCUAAGUCGAUUUGCUUUUUUUAUAAAUAAUUAUUAUUCAUGAUUUUUUUCCCGACCUUACCCUUUCAUAGUCAACUCUGCUUUAAUCAGGUCUGUGAACAACACUGCUAGGGAUAGACCUAUUGGUCUAUGUUGUUAUCACACAAUUCAAACUCAGGAAAUGAAGCAUUAUAAGCAUACCCCUGAUAGGAACUGUUACCUGUUCCUGCUCCGUCAGUCCUUGUAAUAGCUUUGCUUUCGAUGGCAACUGUACUUUUCCAAAUUUUAACUCUACUUGAUCAUGUCAUUCUCUGACACAAUUUAUGGAUAUGUUUGGUGGAAUUGACACUAACAAGGAGAAAAAAUAAGUAAAACACUUGUUCAUAUUUAAUUACCAUUUAACCUAGAUUUUACAUACUCUUUUAUCUCGCAUAUUUGCAAAUAAGGUAUUUUGUCUUUCUACAUAUUUAUGCACUUAUACAAUUUUGCGUAGAGUACUUUGGCAUGAAGUACACCGACACCAAAUUAAAUGACAAUGUUUUCUAAACUUGAAGCCUGUUGUCUGCGUAUUUUUCGAACUGGAGAGUUGUUUCAUAUAUACACAAGAGCUGCAUGUUGGAAAGGUUAGGUGUAUGUUUGUCGAACGCGUCAAACCGUUUGUCAGUAAACAUUGUCUGAUUGAGCGAGUAAAACAUC
Molecule: messenger RNA, 2059 nt
Organism: Pomacea canaliculata
Lineage: Eukaryota; Metazoa; Mollusca; Gastropoda; Architaenioglossa; Ampullariidae
Source: RefSeq, a predicted model, not a curated record